Pipistrellus kuhlii (Kuhl's pipistrelle) is the source of this 1170-nucleotide messenger RNA. It is a transcript of the gene ZNF428, whose product is annotated as zinc finger protein 428. The coding region runs from base 455 to 1036 and encodes 193 amino acids. The record is from RefSeq and is a predicted model, not a curated record. The transcript has 3 exons. Lineage: Eukaryota; Metazoa; Chordata; Mammalia; Chiroptera; Vespertilionidae.
AUCCCAUCUUCCCUGGAGCGCGUCCCUGCCCCGCACACGCACGCGCGGGCCCUGCAGUUUCUCCUUCGGGCCGGCUGCGGACUGUACCAAGUGAACCCGGACCGCGAGGGGCAAAAGCCCGGAACCCCCUGCGCCGGCCCCGCGAUGGCCCGACUCGGGUAGCCCCUCUUCACACUGGGCGCCAGGAAUGGUCCGUCUCGGCGCGCAAGCGCCCUAGGCUCCUCACGCCCCCCGCGCUCCUUCCCGUCUACACGCAGCGCAGGCGCCGAGCCCGGGCGUGCAGCCGCCGCCACCGCCGCCGCCGCCGCCGCGCCGGAGCGGGGCCGCCCAGCCGCAUCCCUCUUCCGGCUGACAUCCUGCGUUCGAGAACUUGUGGCCAAGGUGUAGCUGCGGAGAGCUGGCCGGGGAGAGACGCUGCCUAGCUUCUGCUCUGCUCCCGUCUCCUCCUCCGGCCAUGACAGAGACUCGUGAGCCAGCUGAGACCGGAGGCUAUGCCAGCUUGGAAGACGACGACGAGGACCUCUCUCCAGGCCCCGAGCACUCCUCUAAUUCCGAAUACACACACUCAGAGCCGGACUCCGAAGAGGAGGAGGAGGAGGAGGAGGAGGAAGAGGAGACCACCGACGACCCCGAAUAUGACCCAGGCUACAAAGUGAAGCAGCGCCUGGGAGGGGGCCGCGGGGGCCCCUCCCGCCGGGCUCCCCGCGCAGCCCAGCCCCCGGACCCCCCAGCCCAGCCCUGCCAGCUCUGCGGCCGCUCGUCCCUCGGGGAGGCCCCGCCAGGCGCUCCGCCCUGCCGGCUCUGCCGUCCCACCGCGGCCGCCCAGGAAGCGCCAGCUCCCGAAGUCAGGGUGCUCGGGGAGGGAGAGGGAGAGCCGGCCCGGGCUGGGGGGGGCCGGCGCCACCCCGCCCGGCAGGAGGAGGAGCCGGACGAGGACGAGGAGGGCACCUACCACUGCACGGAGUGCGAGGAUUCCUUCGACAGCCUCGGGGAGCUGCAUGGGCACUUCAUGCUGCAUGCCCGGGGUGAGGUGUAGCACGGCCCCUGCCCAGAAGCUUGGCGGGAGGCGGGAGGCGGGAGGAGGUGGUCCUGGGGGACGGAGUACUGCCCGUCUGUGUCAUCUCAGCGGUAUGUGUGAGGCCAGAAUAAAAGCCAAAUUCUGUGUGUCGG